AUGGAAGGCUUGACGUGGGAGGAGAAGUACUUGCGGCUGCGGGACGACCACACGUCUCUCACGCACAAGGCUAACGAGCAAGAUGAUACUAUUCGACGGAUGAAUACAAAGCUUUCCCAGAUCGAAAAGAGCCUCAAGCUCAAGUAUCGGUUGGAGAACAACGGCGGAAACGACCAACGCGGUGCGCCGUCGGCCGGCGGGGGCGGUGGCGCUGACGUUGGCGGCAUCGGUCACCCUCGCAACAGGGAGAACGAGCAGCUCGUGGAGGAGCUGCAUCGCUACAACAGCGUCCUUCUGCGGGAGAACGGGGACCUAAAGACGAAGAUCAAGUCCCUCAACGAUGCCCUGUCCAAAAAGAAGAAGGAACUGGUCGCCGCGAGGCUGGCGAGGACGAGAGCGGUGGGGGCCGGGCCGCCGGGCCCUCGUAGCCCGUGUCCCGCGGCGCGGUCCGUCGGAAUGCGAAGCCGACACGUUCAGCUAUCGAAAAAGCGUUCCGCCGACGACAUGGACAUGGGAGCGACAAGACGGAGGGAUGAUCGAAAGCUCAGCGAACUGGUGGACAAGCUUCGGCAACGGGUCUCGAGCGCCGAGGAGCAGCUCAAGGGGGUUAAGGCCGAGAACCAGCGGCUUCGGCAAGACAAGCUGGACGCGGGAUGCGCCCCCGAGGAUGCCCACGAGCAGGCCAUGGCUGCCGCGGCCGCCGCGCACCGUGAACCUCCGGGGGGACGGGGACGCAGUCAGGAGGAAGUGGAAACCCUGCACAGGGAGCUUCGGGAGGCGCAGGCCAAAGCGCAGUUGAUUCAGGCUCGCUUCGAUCACCUGGAGGCUCGGACGCUAGCGCAGGCGGACCUUCACGAGGGCAGUGUCGACAAGCUGCAAGAGACCAACAGACAACUCCGAGAUGUGCGGAGAGAGCUGCAAGAUGCUCUACACGAGCGCGACGUAGCCGUUGCUAAAUGCGGUAGGGUUGACGACCUGGAGGAAACGGUCAGCGAGCUAAGGCGGCACAACAAGGAGCUCGAGGAUCAGGUGACGAGGCUAUGCGAGAACCCUUUCAUCUCCCAGGCUUUCCGCGACCAGGAGCGAUCGGAGCGCGUGCUGGAGCUGGAGCAGGGGAGCCGAGCGGCCCAGCUCAAGAUCGAUCACCUGCAGGAGACGGCCCAGACGCACCACGCGGCACUGGUCACGCUUAAGAAGCAGACGGUGCGGCUGCGGGAGGACAAGGAGAGGGCAGAAAGAGCCCUUCAGGAGAUGCGGGUCAGGCACAACGAGACAGAGGCCGGUGCCCAGCUUAUGGCCGACAAGAUGAGGCUCUACGCCGGGGACGAGGACAUAGACCUGGAGGAGCUGGAGCGUGCUCUGACCAUCGUCAGGAGGAAGAUGGCGGAUCCCGCGGCCUUCCCGGGCUUCCUCGAAAACCCUGAGGAGGAAGACAUGGACAACGUCCCCGCCCUUCGGCGUAAGCUGCAACGCGUGCAGGUGUCCAACCUCAACCUCACGAGAGAGCUUGAGCGCGCAGAGCGCAUGCUCAAGGCCCAGAUGAGCAUCAACCGUGACUUGCACGUAGAGCUCGAGGAGGCAUGUCGGAGGUCUACCCUGGACCGGGGAGAGCUAGGCCAGAAGCUGCGGGACUUCGAGGCCCUCGCCCUCGAGCGGCUGGCCGUGAUUAACCGGCUGGAGGCCCAGGUGAAGCAACUCCUGUACGGGCCGGCGAGGAGGAAGCGUCUGGGAGCCGCCGGCGACGCCUCGGCGGCCCAGAUGGAGCAGGAGCAGGAGAGCGCGCUGCUCAGCGAGUUGGCCGAGGGUGACUUCUCCGCCGACCAAAACAUCGUCGAGGUUUGGGUGGUCGGUGCCGAGCUGGAGCCCGGGGUGCUUUCGGCCGGAUCGUCGAGCUUCAUCGUCGUGGACUUCUUUGACUUCGAGAGCCAGGCGACCCCUCUGCUGCCCGGGGUGUCGCCGGCCUUUGACUUCGCGACGACAUUCAAGGUCACCGUGGACGACUUCUUCUUGCGCUUCCUUGGCACCGAGGGCCUCGUGCUCGAGCUCAACCAGGCUAGGGCCGCGGAUUUCGAGCUGGUCGGACGAAGGCAGGUGGCGCUGUCCGGCCUCCUGUCGUCGAAGCCGAGGAUCAUCCUGCAGAGGGAGCCGCUCAUCUCCACGCGGGACGGGGCGGUCGUGGGCUACGUGCACAUCGAGAUCCGGAUGGCUCUGCCAGUGACGGAGCUGUACGCUCUCUUCCUGGAGCGAAGGCCGGAGGAGAAGGAGAGGGUAGAACAAGCCAGGCUGCUGGAGGCCAAGGCGAACGGAUAUCUAACGCCAGCAGACGCCGCUGCCGCCACCGCUCGCAACGGAGCGAUGAGUAACACACUCCACGGAGGCCUCGGCCUUGCGGGGGACACGACGCGCCUGCGCAACGAGUUGGAAGUGGUCAUCAUUGGAUGUCGGGACCUCCCGUCGAGGGGACAUGCGGGCAAGGACAGUGCUGCACCGGCAGCCUACGUUCACUACCAGCUCCUGGGGUUCCAAGAUGUUUUUACCCCGGUGGUGCACGGUUUGCGCGACCCGAGUUUCCGGCACUCCACCUCCUUCCCCGUCGCCACCGAUGACAAGCUGCUGCGUUUCCUUUCUCGGAAGUUCAAGGAACAGAAACGUGCGUACACCCGGCAUGUACGGGACAUGAAAGGGCUCACGACGCCCACUUGGCGGCUCCGGCCAACGCUACAGCCCAGACACCGCCUGACCGUCACAGUGAUGGACGACCUCGCCAACGCACCCGGAGAUCUGGACGCCAAUGAAGGGGGUGGUGAUGCGUGGCCAGAUGACGACGAAUCGGAGGGCUUGAUCGGAGAGGCUCUGGUCGACCUCUCCCCCAUGGCGGAAGGGCGUCCGGUGGUUGCCGGCUGGACCACGGUCGAGGACGCCACGGGGAGGUCAGCAGGAAAGAUCUGCGUCUCCGCGCGUUGGGUGAAGCCACUGCGGACGGGAGGUGAUCCGGGCCCGCACGGCCUGUCGUCGGAGGAGGUGGAGGGGCUCAUGGCGCGUUUCUCGCCAGAAAAGGACGGCCAGGUGAACUAUGUCGCCUUCCUGAAGGAGAGUGACCCCCCACCCGCCGUCCUGGCGGCACUGAGCCAGAUACAGACCUUCCUCGCCGAUGCCUCCGAGCGGGAUGGUCUCUCCGCUACCGAGGCCCUUGGGGCUGUCCUGGGUGUACAAGGGUCUGACCCUAAAGCACAGCUGUCGGAGGAGGCCUUCGUGUCUGCCCUGCUGUCCUCGGCAAGCCUCACGGCGUCCCCCGAUGAGCUCGCCGCAGCGUACGCGCACGCCGCUGGUGGCAGUGGCAGCGGUGGAGGCACUGGUUCUCAUCACGGCCUUACCCUUGAGCAUCUAGCUGCCUUUGCCUCAUGCGGCGGCGGCGGGGGCGGCGGCGGUGGCGGUGGCGGUGGCACGGGCUCCGGCGGCGACUGGGUGAGCUGGAUCGGCGCGGUGCGUCCGGGGGACGGCGGCGCAGCUGCCCGGCGGGCGCUCGUGAAAGCACGCGUGAAGUGCCGGGACGCCGGGCUGUUGGGGCGCUCCUUCCCCGGCGAGGUGUUCGCCAAGCUGGACCCCGAGGGCGCGGGGCGGGUAGGUCGCCCUGCCUUCAAGCGUGCGCUGCGGGAGAUGGGGUUCGCCCUGGUGGACGAAGCUCCGGAGAGCAACAGCGAAGGGCUGUUGGGGGGCGAUCAGCAGUGGCGCGCGCUUAAAGCGGAGCAAGAGGGGGGGCGGGGACGGGCAGCGGGCAUGGGUCUUGGAAACAUGCUGGAAGAGGCCGCCUCGGCAACGGCGACCCACGCCGACGAGGAGAUCAGGCUGAGAAGGGCGGAGGGAGAAGAACGGGACGAGGCGAGGAGGCAAGCGUUCCGAGCAAAGGUCGAGGGCAUCGAGAGAGCUACCGCAGAAAAGAUUGACGCGGCCGAAGCUCUUUCUGGAGGCGGCGGUGUAGGUCCGAAAGGAGAGGGAGUCGAGCCCCGCAUUGCCAACCUCGACAACGACAACGACAACCGCGACCGCGACGGCAGCGGAAACGGGACGGGUCUUGCUCCCCCGAACCAACACCCGUCCUCCACCGUCGCCCGAGACAGCCAGGCGCGAAUUGGACCCGCCGGUGGCGGGCUCGGACGAGACGCCGCCGCUUCUCUCGUGCAGUCGAGGUUCCGCGGGUACCGCACCAGAAGGAGUCUCGUUGGCGGCGGCGGAGCAGAGGGUCUGACCGCCGGAGGAAAAGGCGGGGCGGGGGGGCAGCCGGAUGGUGUCUCAGCAGGAGACGGUGGUCUUGUCGAUGGUGUCGAAGGCAAGGGAAAGUGCUCCGUGCUCGACCUCGAGGAUUAUGUCGAAUCUAUUUUCGGUAGGCUGGAGGGCACAUGUCCCCCGCCCGAUCUCCGCGCGUCCUUCGCAAAACUCGACAAGGAGUCCACCGGCUUGCUGGAUCGGCCACGGUUUGCGCUAGCUCUGCGGAACCUGCGGCCGUCUCUGGAGCUGUCCCCGGAACUGUUGCGAGCAGCUAUGGAGUACUUCGAAGACUCUACAGCUGUGCGCGGGGGUCGGGUUGGGGGUGGACAAACAAGCAGAAUUGACUACAGGCGAGUGGUAGGAUUAGGAGCGAAGGACCAAGGGGCGGGAAAGAGACAGAAAUAG
Molecule: messenger RNA, 4671 nt
Organism: Ectocarpus siliculosus
Lineage: Eukaryota; Phaeophyceae; Ectocarpales; Ectocarpaceae
Source: the annotation of a GenBank genome assembly